Diplodia corticola is the source of this 462-nucleotide messenger RNA. Its product is annotated as mucin-5ac-like. NCBI's taxonomy places the organism in Eukaryota, Fungi, Ascomycota, Dothideomycetes, Botryosphaeriales, Botryosphaeriaceae. The record is from RefSeq and is a predicted model, not a curated record. The transcript has a single exon. Bases 1 to 462 code for a protein of 153 amino acids.
AUGAAGACCUUCAGCCUCGUUGCCGCCUCCAUGGCCCUGCUGUCCGGCCUCGCUGCCGCCGACGACCAGACGACGUCCGUCUCGACCCUCACCAGCACCCGCACCGUGCUGCAUGUCGUCACCGAGACGCACUACUCCAGCACCGAGCUCGAGACGUCGACCGAGCUGAUUGCUACCCCGGUCGUCGCCACCUCCAGCGCCACCCCCGUCAGUGCCACCCCCGUCAGUGCCACCAACACGCCCGUCACCACGCCCGUCGUCUACUCUGCCGGCAACUCGACCACGCCGCUCGGCACCGGUGGCUUCGUCAGCAGCGCCAAGGCCACCGGCUCGGGCUCCGUCGCUGGCGCAACCGGCGCCGCCUCCGCCUCGCCCACGCCCCCCACCGGCGCCGCCUCGUCGCUCAAGAUCGAUGCUGCCCUCGCGGCCAUCGUCGCCGGUGCCGGCUACCUCCUGCUGUGA